AUGCUCGUACCCACCGCCCCCGUCAACAUACCAUCGCGUGGGCCAUCUCGCGGGCCCACUCCGCCACCAGACCUCCCUCAACUCGAAUGGUCCGGGUCACCCGAGUCGCCAUCGCUGGCGACCCCUCAAACGCCCGCCAUACGGACCCUCGUCGGUCCGCACCCCGUCGCAUUGGAACCCAGCAAGCGCCACAUUACGUACGCCUACGAACUACCCAGCACCUCGUUUCCCAGCAGCUACGGUGACUCGAGCAGACAUCGGCGGCGGAGCAGCACCCCGUUCGCCUUCGAGCUCGGGGACGCCGCGAUUGACGAGGGCUCCGAGCCCGACUCUGGUCCCACUCUUGGAGCCCCAGACCCUGCGCCGAUGACGCCACAGGCAACCCCCGCCCGCGGGUCGGGAACGAGCACGCCGACCUCGCCCAGCUCGUCGUUCGGUGCAGCUAUGCGCCGUCAGAUAGCGCGCUCCAAGACUUCGAUGCGGCAGCUGAGGGGCGACGACGAUGAGGGCGAGGCCCCUCGGCAGCGCCUCAAGAGCCUCAUAACCCGUCGUAGCAGGGCGCAGAGCAUGACGUCGUCACCUUCACCGUCUAUCAUAGGCAGCGUGAGCUCCAGCGCACAGGUGAGCGUGCAGGCCUCCCUCGACAUGGAGGGCUACGACGAAGUGGGUAUCAUGCCUGGUCGACGGGCGCGGGGCAAAUCGAUAGUCCAGAACGCGCGGGAGCGACUGCAGCGUCGGCGCUCGAGCUUUGCCGGGCUCCCAACGCCGUCAGUUACGCCGCCGUUCAACGUCGCGUUUACCAGCGCCGGUCUCCACAGUGCGGCACCACUGCCGUCGGACGAGAUCGUGUGGGGCACAUUAAGCUACCGUGCGCCACCGACGCCGCAGCCAGUAGACCACUUUGGCACCACGCUCCCGAGAGAGCUCAAGGUUGCAGUCUUCCGAACAGUCUUGGAGGACUGGGAGGCACGCGGGGGAAACGGUCGCUGGGACGGGGUAAACGGUGGACGCCGCGAGCUCGUCCGCUUGUCCAGGGUUAGCAGGGAGUGGCGUAGUCUCUGCUUCGACGGACAGCUGUGGGCCCAUUGCGACUUGACGCCGUUCGUUACUGUGCUUCCCAGUGCGACACUCAGGACGAUCCUCGUGAACGCCCGCGCGUGUGUCAAAUCACUCUCGCUCCACGGGCUGGAAUCACUCAACGGCUCGGCGCUCGUCUGCCGCAGCGAGCCCCGCCUUCCGAACUUCUCGUCGCUCGCGUCCCUCGAUCUUCGGGGAUGCCACUCAGUCUCCGAGAUGGACCUCAUCGACCUCCUUGCGCUCGCGCCUGGUCUCAAGGCGCUCAACCUCAAGGGCUCCCGCGUCGCUACCAUCUACACUCUCGACGCGAUCCGGAACAAGAUUGACGCACUCGAGGAACUGGACGUCAGCCGCUGCUGGCAGUUACGUUUCCUCGACAUUGAUAAGUUUGUCGUCAGCCUCACCCUGCCGCAACGUCGGGCACUCACGACGCUCCGCGUCGCUGGCCUCCCAAUGGCCUCGGGAUACCUGCUGCAGCACAUUCCCGACUGCGCGCCAAACCUCGAGUGUCUCGACCUCAUGGGCUGCAGCUGGAUAGGCAUGCGUGACAUGCAGGAGUACGUUGCGGCGCUCGGCGACCGUCCCAGCUCGCUCCGCCAUCUCGUCAUCUCGAACUGCACUGGUCUCACCCCUGAGGCACUAGAGCUUCUGGUGGACCGCAUGCCAGAGAUGCGCAUUCUCGAGGCGGCCAACCUCGAGUCGGUCUUCUACCUCGACCCGCCACCUACUCUUUCACGUCUCGUGCGUUCGAUGCCCAAGCUUGAGCGCAUCGACCUCGACGGUUCGGGACGAUACGGCGGUGUCGAGGACCGCCUCCUCCACGAGCUCAUCCCCGGCGCAUGCCGCGGCUCACCACUCGAGGAGAGCCGCCUGGUCGAGCUGCGUAUCGGCAACGCCAAGUUUGUCUCCAAGGCCGCGAUCAUGCGCCUCAUCGAGGGCCUCCCCAACCUUCUGAUCUUCAUAGUAGAUGGUACUGAGGCUGACGACGCCGUCAUGAAGGAGUGGCACCGCCGCCACCCCAGUCCCGAGAGCAUGAUCAGCAUGAUCGACUGCUCGCUCUCGUCGGAGGCGUAUGACCGGCUCGCGCCCAAAACCCGCCCUCGCCGCGGGUGGGCCGACUACCGCGGGGCGCCGUUCCGGUACACGUCCCUCGAGCUUGCUGAGCGUCCGGUCUUGCGUGCAUUCUGGGCGUGGCGCCGCGUCGGAGUGCCCCUCCAGUGGCGGCAGGCGCGUGAGGCGGGCGAGCGCGAGCUAGAACAGCGCCAGCGCGAUAGCGUUCCCAGUUAUGACCGGUACUCGCGGCGUCCGAGCUGGUGGGCGACGCGAAACGACGACAUCGACAUGGAGCGCGGAGCGUGCACCAUCAUGUGA
Cutaneotrichosporon cavernicola is the source of this 2448-nucleotide messenger RNA. RefSeq lists its product as uncharacterized. The transcript is spliced from 2 exons. Gene Ontology annotation, molecular function: protein binding. Gene Ontology annotation, cellular component: cytoplasm. The record is from RefSeq and is a predicted model, not a curated record. NCBI's taxonomy places the organism in Eukaryota, Fungi, Basidiomycota, Tremellomycetes, Trichosporonales, Trichosporonaceae. Bases 1 to 2448 code for a protein of 815 amino acids.